CGAAGGGCUGGUGCCCGCGAUUGCCUGACCUUACGAGCAUUAAAACCCAAAGAUUUUUCCUCUCUCACGUCUUGUACGACAAGCAGUUUUCAAAUUUUUUCAUUCUUCGUACAUCCAUCGACAAAUCAUUUUUUCUUUCCGUUACUUCAUUCGACCAUUCGUUGUCACAUUUUUAUUACUGAACUCCUUUAUCCUCCGGGUAAUUCGCGCUCGUUUGAAAUUCUGUGAUUUUGUCACGGCAUAUGCAAACCUCGUUGAUGCGAGGGGGCUGCACGCUUUCGCGCCUAGUCGCUAAGUGGUUACGGACGUGCUCGCUCAGACACGGGGCUCUCCUAAUUGAUAGAUUAAUACUAAUAUAAACAGUCGUCGCUUCGAGUGAAGUUUAUCAAGAUCCGUUAUUGGGAACAGUACGUUUGUCGUAUCUUCGAGAACAAGUUCAAAGGAUGUUCCGUUGCAAAUAUCUGUGACACGUUCUCCAAGUAAUCAGGAUUUUAAACGGUUGGUGCACUGCUUCGAACGUUGUGGAAUAAAUUAUUGAGUUUUAUUGCCUUACGGACAACUCUCCGUGGACCAGUGACAGUUGUUGGCGAAAGAUUUAUUUCCACGUGUGUUUCCACCAGGAUCGAGGUGACUUCGGUUUUUCACGAUUGUUUUUCUUUGCUCGUUUGAAUCGUGGUUGAAAUAAAAGUGCGCUCCGUCUCUUCGGAUCGUGUGAUAUAAAGUGAAAGGUUUCUUUUCCACAACAGUUUUUUUUUUUUUUUUUUUUUUUCAUUGUAUAGUGUGUCAGGCGUUUGGUGGUCAUUUUCCUGUCCUCGUUUCCGUUUCUUCAUUUAGUCUUUUGUUCGGUCCUCUGCUCCACGACCUCAAGUCGUGAUUUAGAUCGCGUGUUUGGUUACGUUCAGCCACCUUAUUUUUUCAUUUUUCGCUUUCUCGUACCCUCCGUUGAUUUUUCCUCUUUUGGGGGAAAAAAAAACGAAAAUCGUGCGUGUUCUCCGUUGCAACCACACUACUUAUGUCACGCUGGAUACGUCGCCGUCCCUAAUUAAUGACCGGAAAAGAUAUAAAAGAAAAAAAUAAAUAAAAAGAAAGUGGCCGGACCCGAGAGUGGAAAGUGCUGCUGGUGGGUGGAUCAUGUGUCGACGUUCGAGAGCCUUGGGCCUCGAGGUUUGACGUCAUGUACAUGCAGAAGAAACCGGAAACGUGAAAGAUAAAAACCGAGAUACGAUACUCCCAGUGAUUCUCUGUACCAGCCAACCGUACUCCCGGAAAAAAAUAAAAACAAAACCAAAUAAACACAGUCGAGUUCGUUCUAAGCUGCGGACAUCGGUAGCUCUACGAGCUGCCGUUUUACAUCGCGCGCCCUGAAAGAGGGCAACGAACAUCACUAGAAUGCGGGACCGACUCUCCUGGUACAUGGUCUUUCUGAUCCUACCGACGAUUCUCCUCGCCAGGUCUCUCGACAAAGAUCGUCGGGUCUCGUACAGCAUACCAUCAGAUUGGCGAGCAUUGUGGUACAGUAAUCUCGAUGAACUACAAAGGGUCAACGAGGCGAAUGACAAUAAUACGGUUUCGAACGUUACGGUGCAAUUGGGAGGUACGGCUUUUCUUCACUGCAAAGUUCGCAAUUUGGCGGAAAGAACCAUCUCCGACGCUGAGAUAUCCUGGAUACGUCGACGCGAUUGGCACGUACUGACGAGCUCGUUGUUAACGUACACGAACGACGGCAGAUUUCAAGCUCUCCAUCCGGAAGGCUCCGACGACUGGACACUCCAGAUCAAGUAUGUUCAAGAGAGAGACAACGGCACCUACGAAUGUCAGGUCUCGAGAAGUACGGGGAUACUCUCCCACUUCGUGAAUCUUAACGUCGUCGUACCCGAAGCAUUUAUAUUGGGAAGCGAGGAGCAUCACGUGGACGUGGGAUCAAUAAUUAAUCUCGUCUGCAUAAUAGAGAAGAGUCCAACGCCGCCACAAUACGUAUUCUGGUACCACAAUAACCGGAUGAUAAAUUACGAUACACGCGGUAGCGUUAGCAUACAAACCGAUCCAGGACCAGCACAGAGUCGGCUAAUCAUUCACCAGGCGGUCGAAUCUGACACGGGCAAUUAUACGUGCAGUGCAUCAAACACAAAACCCGCAUCGAUCUACGUAUUCGUCACAGAAGGUGAUAAAAUGGCGGCGAUUCUACGUCGUAAAACGUCGGGGGCAAAGAGAACGAGCGUCGGAGGUUUGAUGCUUACACUCGUCGUAACCGGCGUCGUUUUACUACGAUAAACGUUCCACUCGGAGCGGUCCAUUAUAAUCACGACAUUUUACGUUUUCAUUUUUUCAUUAGGUAGAUAACUUUGCCACUACGAUCCUCCAUUACAUUAUUUCUUUCCUCUCUCUCUCUCUCUCUCUCUCUCCUCGUAAUGCACAAACGGGGAGUAAGAGCCCGACAAGAGUCCUGCUCCCUAUUUGUGUGUAUGCGAAUGAAAAGUGAGCAAGGUCUCUGCCGAUCCGCGCGUCGCCGCGCAGUAAGCAUUUCUCAUUCGAACAAUAAAAGUAACCAAAAAGAGAGAGCCACACGAUCGCAUCCAGACACACGUACACACGCACACGCGUUAACAAACACUAAAACAGAGAAAAUACCUUUUCGGAGCGUUUCGAGAUUCCUCAAGAUUCCGACAACGAAUUUCGAGAUAUAACGAGAAACGUAACAAACGGCGUUCCGCACGCUCGAGGCUGCUCUUGAUCGACGAUCGUUUUUACUUUUCAUCACCCCCGAAAGUAUGAGCACCGCCCGAGCAGCGGCUACAAAACUCAAUACCACAGACAUACUGCUCUUGUAGUAUAUAUAUAUAUAUUGGUAUACGUAUAUGAGGAGGCUCGUUGCGGACUAAGAAAAUGUACUUCAUCCACGAAACAGAGGCAAAGCAGUGUGAUUGGGCAGGUUGUGACCCGAUAUUCAUGUAAAUACUCGUAAGUGUAAUCAUUCUCGUCGUCGAGUCCUCCCCCUCCCUUCCCUCCUCCUCUUCCCACACAACGACGGUUCUAGUCUAAUACCUAAAAUUCCCGUACUAUAUACAAAUACAUAUAUAGAUAUACUACACAUGCACACACACACACACACACACACACACACACACACACACAGACACACCGUGCAUAAAUACGUAAUAUGUGUAUGUGCAUAUACAUAAAUGUAUGGAUACACGGAGACGAGGAUCGGAAGAAAAUAUGAAGCUGAAGUUUCCAACGUUGGAGUCCAACGAAAUGAUGUGAAAAACCCUCUAAUAAUUGCAGCGUGUCUUCAAUUUCGUUUCCUGCCGAAUUUGCAAUUUGUAGCUUUUCAACCUGCAUCGAUAUUUCAUGAAAUAAACAAAUUGGUGAAUUAA
Messenger RNA from Venturia canescens, 3374 nucleotides. RefSeq names its product defective proboscis extension response 12 (gene dpr12). Gene Ontology annotation, cellular component: neuron projection membrane. NCBI's taxonomy places the organism in Eukaryota, Metazoa, Arthropoda, Insecta, Hymenoptera, Ichneumonidae. The transcript is spliced from 7 exons. The record is from RefSeq and is a predicted model, not a curated record. Bases 1390 to 2271 code for a protein of 293 amino acids. Gene Ontology annotation, biological process: synapse organization.